Stegodyphus dumicola is the source of this 793-nucleotide messenger RNA. RefSeq lists its product as uncharacterized. The record is from RefSeq and is a predicted model, not a curated record. NCBI's taxonomy places the organism in Eukaryota, Metazoa, Arthropoda, Arachnida, Araneae, Eresidae.
CGGAAGAUUUGUUAAAGAAAGAUAGAAUGCCACCUAUUGAUCAAUUUUUCAUGUUUCUAGUGAAAAUUCGAACUGGAACCACAAAUGAAUUCCUAGGAAUAAUUUUUAAGAUAGCUUCUUCUACAGUUUCAAAGAUUUUCAAUUGUGUAACGAGAAUUGUUUUCUACUAAGCUUAAAUGUGUGAAUAUAUGGCCAAAAAAAGGCCCAAGUUAAAGAGUUCAUGCCUCUGCAAUUCUUACAUCAAUAUCCAAAUUGCCGAGUAAUCAUUGAUUGCACAGAGCUCGAAAUACAGAGGCCAUGCAAUCCUACAGAACAGCAACUAACUUUCAGCUACUACAAAAAUGCCAAUACGCUGAAAGCACUAGUUGGCAUCUCUCCUUCUGGAGCAGUCACCUUUAUUUCAGAUUUGUGGGUGUCAUUUAAAAAAAUACUGCACUUUUUGAAAGGAAACAUUCAGUUCACUCUUGAACAAAGAAGUGAAAAUAAAGCUAUUUCCAAUAAAAGAGUGCAUAUUGAACGGGCAAUAGGAAGAAUAAAAAUAUUCCGCUAUUUUGAGGGAGCUAUUCCAUAUAAUAGCCUACAUAAUUUAAAUGAGGUGUUUUUUAUUGUUGCAUUUUUAACGAAUUUUAAUAAACCUCUGAUAAAUGUUUUACCAUUAAAUUCUGAAAAAAAAAAAAAAUAGUUAGAUGGUUAAUGUAUUCCCAAAUAUGUGUACAUAUAUUUUACUUCAUACCAUUUGUUAAUGGAAAUUUUUUUUUUUUUUUAUAAAUCUGUGUACUUUUUAAAAUCUUAU